Molecule: messenger RNA, 1727 nt
Organism: Neltuma alba
Lineage: Eukaryota; Viridiplantae; Streptophyta; Magnoliopsida; Fabales; Fabaceae
Exons: 1
Coding region: 246-1493 (415 amino acids)
Source: RefSeq, a predicted model, not a curated record
AGCAUUGAUUCUCAUCAUCUUCCCCCUCCCAACCUUCUUGAAAGCUCCCUUUCAACUUCAACCCACUCAUUUCCUUCUCUUUCUGUCUUCCCUUUUCAUCUAAGCCUUCAAAAGCUCACACAUCAUGAUUCCUCAAGGACAACCAUAACUUCUAUAGAAGACAAGCAACCCAGAAAGUCUGAAUACUUUCUGGAGAGAGCAGGCAAUAGAAACCUAGUUCUUGAAUUAGUGCCGUUUUUGCCUUCAUGGGCUGCUCAGCCUCAAGACCCGUCACCAUUGUCGCCAAAAACCCAGAGGAUCACUCUUCUUCUCUGGCUUCGUCUUCUUCAGCUUCACAUUCAUCCAGUUCUUCUUCGCCACCUGUUCCCAGAGCUCUUUCUCUGCCAAUGCCUCUUGUUCAUCAUCCUCCGACUAGAAAAGGCGAUACCCACCACCUCGUAUCUCUCACCUCCACCACGUACGGCUCUCUUGUCUUACAUGACCGAUCCGACCUUAGAAACCCUAACCUCAACUCCGACGAUUGUCAUGUUCGGUCUGAAUCUCCGACCCGUCUUACCAACACUUGUCAAAGCAGAGCGAAUGAGGCAGAGGCUGAGCAGUCAUUGUCCCCUGACUCUGUUAUCAACACUUGGGAACUCAUGGAUGGCAUCAACGAUGAUGAUUGCCACGACGCUACCAAGCCUCAAGCUUCGAUUUUUCACCGUCCUGUGUGUGUUCCGAAGAAACCCAGUUCAUGCAGGUAUACUGCAUUUGAUGGGUCUGCGAAGAAAGUACCGCUUGAAUCGUUUGAGCCACUGAAAUGUUCUUCGUCAAAAGAAGUUGUUGAAAACUCUUCCCCUUCGUCUGUCAAGAAGCCGCUCUGGCAAUACUUAUCGGAGGAAGCCUUGCUCUCUAAAUUAGAUCCAAACGUGGCUUGGAGCUAUCGGCGAGCUCUCUCAUCAAGGCAAUUAGGCACCAAUGUUCCCAGAAACGUCCGGUCGUUAGGGUCUAGCCCUUUGAGUUCGUCGUUUUCUUACAAUUCGUGUCGUAUACCAGCGGGCAAUGAAGAGAGAAUAGUGGUUUAUUUCACGAGUUUAAGAGGAAUCCGCAAGACUUAUGAAGAUUGCUGUUCAGUGAGGACGAUACUGCGAGGAUUCAGAGUUGCCGUGGAUGAAAGGGACAUCUCUAUGGACUCAUCUUACAGAAGAGAAUUGCAAAAUUCUCUGAGAAGCAAGGCAAUGACAUUACCACAGAUCUUUAUAAGGGGAAAACAUGUUGGAGGCGCAGAGGAGAUUAAGCAACUGAAUGAAUCUGGGGAAUUGGCCAAGCUCUUGAAAGGGUUUCCCAUUCAGGAUCCAGGGUCUGUGUGCGAGAGAUGUGGGGAUGCAAGAUUUGUGCCUUGCCCUAAUUGUAAUGGCAGCAGAAAAGUAUUUAAAGAAGAAGAAGGACAGUUGAGAAGGUGCCCUAAUUGCAAUGAGAAUGGCUUGAUAAGGUGUCCAAGCUGCUGCUCAUAAUUGAGGCUUCCGGGUAACGACAGUCAGUGAUCCAUAUCUUGUUUUGCUGAAUUUUGCAGUCAUGAGUUCUAAGAACUACAUAAAUCAUUAUAUAAAAUAUGAGUGCCUGUCAUUCCUGUAUGGCAAAGCCUUUUUGGUGAUCUAUGAUUAUGAUCAUCAUCUUCAUCUUCAUCAUCAUUGUUGUUGUUGUUCGCAGCCUCUCGGAACAGCAGAAAAUAAAAGUGGGUCGUCUUU